AUGACACCAACACGAAUUAGAAAAAUAAUUACCAGUAUUAAAGGCACAGCUCAUUUUCAACAAGCUUUCACUCACACUUCUCAUUGUAAUGAGGUUAAUAAUUUAAAAGACCCGCCCCCAAUUUUACUCCAAUCUUACGAAACCUUAGAGUUUUUGGGAGAUAGCAUCUUAAACUUUUAUACCAGCCUUUUUAUUUAUCACACCUUUCCUGAUUUUGCCGAAGGACAAAUGAGUAAAUUGAAACAGCUAAUGGUUCAAGAAAGCACCUUAGCCCAGUUAAGCCGAGAAAUAGGUUUAAAUCAGUAUCUCCAAUUAGGAGCAGGGGAAAAAAAAAAUCAAGGCCGGGACAAAAAUAGUAUCUUGGCGGAUAUAUUUGAGUCUUUUACAGCAGCUUUGUAUUUAGAAAAAGGUGGCAAGACCGUCUAUAACUUCCUCAGCCUUACUCUUUUUGCUUGGGUUAAAGUCAGCGAUGAAGGGGGGACUUUUCAAGAAAGAGGAGAAGGAAAGAGUAAAAAAGAAGCCGAACAGCGAGCCGCCGAGAAAGUAGUUAAAAAGUUAAAUAUCAGCAUUAACCGGGUUUUGGCGAGUGCUAUGUAUUAUCCCGAAGAAUAUGGAUUUAUUCCAGAAACUUUAGAUUAUGACGGUGACCCCUUAGACGUUGUUUGCCUCGCUAAUUAUCCCACUUUUCCUAGUUGCCAUUUACCCAUUCGCAUUAUUGGUGUUCUUAAAAUGAUUGAUGGCAACGAAGAAGAUGACAAAAUAUUAGCCGUAAACGCGGUUGACCCGCGACUUAAUAAUAUCCAAGAAUUAAAAGAUAUUAGUUCCGAAAAAUUAAAUGAAAUCAGUAAUUUUUUCUUUCGUUACAAGGAAUUAGAAAAAAAAAAAGUAGAGAUUAAAGGAUUUUUCGGUAAAGAAGAAGCAGAAAAAGUUUUAGAAAAAUGCCAAGCAUUAUACAAAAAUUAUCGGGAUUUACUGGAAAAAGGAAUAGAUAAAAAAGAGUUAGUAAGCGUGUUAAAUAAAGAAAGAUAA
Molecule: messenger RNA, 1029 nt
Organism: Ambispora gerdemannii
Lineage: Eukaryota; Fungi; Glomeromycota; Glomeromycetes; Archaeosporales; Ambisporaceae
Source: the annotation of a GenBank genome assembly